UUACUGCACUUAACUUGGACUGCUGAGAAGCUGGAUAAGUAGCUUCAUUUGAUUGACCAACGUAAUCCAAAAAACAGCAAUUUAGCUUUAGCUUCUCUUCGAGAAGAAAACAAAAAGCUUGCCCUGAGAUAUGCCAAAUAAUUGAAGCUGGCAUUUUAACUUAGAGAUAGAUGCUCGGCUCUAUUGGAUCAGGUGGAGAACUUUCUCCAGGCUAUUUCCACAUUAUCAUCUCAACUUUUUAAUAAUUUUCCUAUUUAUGAAAGUUUAUACUUGUUCGCGUUAUUCGACUUGAAGAAAAUUUGGAGUCCUCUAAAAAGGUGGCGGAGUCCUUAUAGAGCAGCAGACGUGCUAUGGCAGAAUCCUCUAGAACAAACUACAACAUAUGGUGAGAAACAUGAUGAAUAUAUCGAAGAAGAAUUUAAGACGCUGCAGCUGGAAUUGUACAGUAAAACAAGUGAAAAUGCCGUCGCAGGAGAGGCAGUGAUAUCGGAAGAAACUGAUGCUCUGAGCAAUGCUUCGCCAAAUCUUCAUCUCAAGAGUGAGAGAGCCAGGAAGCAGGAGGCAGAAUGUUGCACGGAUCAAAACAUGUCAAAUUAG
Molecule: messenger RNA, 597 nt
Organism: Salvia miltiorrhiza (redroot sage)
Lineage: Eukaryota; Viridiplantae; Streptophyta; Magnoliopsida; Lamiales; Lamiaceae
Exons: 3
Source: RefSeq, a predicted model, not a curated record